Molecule: messenger RNA, 1347 nt
Organism: Corticium candelabrum
Lineage: Eukaryota; Metazoa; Porifera; Homoscleromorpha; Homosclerophorida; Plakinidae
Exons: 2
Coding region: 1-1347 (448 amino acids)
Biological process (GO): DNA integration
Molecular function (GO): nucleic acid binding
Source: RefSeq, a predicted model, not a curated record
AUGCCCUGUCCCACCUCAGUCACAGAUUUGCGGCGUUUCCUUGACCUAACCACAUACCUAGGCAAAUUUAUUCUCCAUCUCUCACAAAUCACAGAUGGUUUACGUCGAAUUGCCAAGCAGGAGCCACUUGUGGUCAACGCGGAGUUGAAGAACACCUACGACGCAGCAAAGAGGAGUAUUGCAACAGCCUUGCAAAAGCUCGUAUAUUUCCGACCCUCCAACUUGGUCCCAACGGCUAUUAGUAGCGAUGCUUUACCACAAGGACUGGGGGCGAUGUUUUGCCAGAAAGAUGACAGUGGUCAAUGGACCCCGGUGUCAUGCGCUAGUCGGUCAUUGACAGCAGCGGAAACCCGUUCUUUUCAGUUGGAAAUGGAAAUGCUCGGAGUUGUAUUUGCAAUCACACGCUUCCGUCAAUUUGUACUGGGACGACACAUACAGGCCUUUACCGAUUAUAAACCGGUGGUCAACAUCGUGUGCAAGCCAUUCGAUGACAUACCACCUCGGCUUCAGGACGCAUUAUCUAGGGCCCCACUGGUGGACCAACACCCGUCGCCCGAGGAAUGCCGAUCCAUGCGCGAAUAUGUGAAUAUGGUUUUAGAAGAAGCACCAGUGGCUAUCGACAAAAUACAAAGAGCAUCCGAGGAUGAUCUUCUCAUCGGCAGUCUCAAGAAGAGAGUCAUUACCGCGUCCUGGAGAGACCUCAGCCCACAAGAAGAAUCAUACUUCCUAAUGCGUGUGCAACUGACAGCAAUUGACGGUGUCUUACUGUUUGAUAGUCGCUAUGUUCUUUCCGAGAAUCUCAGACAACCGGUACUAAGACUAGCCCAUGAGGGUCACUCAGGCCGAGACGCUUUCUUAGACACGCCGAGGACAAGACUCUGGUGGCCCAGGCUGACCAAAGAGGUGACUGCCUUCGCAGAACAGUGUGGAGUGUGCUGGCGGAGGCGUUCUAAUCAAGAACAAGACUUGCAGCCGUCCAAAGUUGAAAGUGACUGGAAUAUACUGGCGAUUGACCUCGUGUCAAUAAAAGGACAUUCGUGCUUGUCGAUCAUUGACUACGGCUCUCGCUACCCUGAAGUGAUCCCCCUGGGCUCAACAAUAGCCACAGCAGUGAUCGACAAACUUAUGGAGGUGUUCGCGAGGUUUGGGCUCCCAUCAGUCCUAGUGACUGACAAUGGACCUCAGUUCACAGCGGCAAAGAUGGAACAAUUUCUCAAGCAGUUGAAUCUUCGCCACGUUCAUUCAAGCCCGCGGUACCCAAGAUCCAAUGAGAUGGUCGAGAGGCUCCACUGUGUUUUGCGGAAACGGCUAAAAGGAUUACGGCCGUCCAUUUCUUUCCCACGCUAA